Messenger RNA from Closterium sp. NIES-65, 1026 nucleotides. Lineage: Eukaryota; Viridiplantae; Streptophyta; Zygnematophyceae; Desmidiales; Closteriaceae. The record is from the annotation of a GenBank genome assembly.
AUGCUUGAGUCGUCGCCCUAUCAGGCUACAGUACCAUCCCCCAUCCCCUUUCCGCUCUCCACAUGUCCCGUCCUCGUCUCUCUUCUCCUGCCACCAUUCAAGAAUCCCCUCAGGACCAGUUUCCGCGCAUCCCCUUUCCUCUUCCCCCUCCCGUUUUUCCCUUUCCCCUUUCUCCUUCCCGUUCCUCAUUACCCCCUCCGAUUCCCCAUUUCCCCCUCCUCUGUGCACCCUUCCCCCAAUGCGCCGCAGCGCUUUCCCCUGAAGGCGGCAGCAACGGCGAGCGGGCUGGCCCUAGCAGGCGACACGCUGGCGCAGCUCGUGGAGCGCCGCAGCCGCCAGCAGCAGCAACAGAAGCAACAGCAGCACGAGCACGGCAGCCAUCGCCGCCACCACGCGGAUGCGCGCUGUGCUGCCGCCACGGCACCGCAUGAUCAGCACGUGGUGCCAGCAGGCGAGGGGGCGGGGGAGGGGGAGGGGGUGGGGGUGGGGGUGGGGGUGGGGCAGCACGACUGGGUGCGAGCGGUGCGCAUGGCGUCGUACGGCUUCCUGCUGUACGGCCCCGGCUGCCACGCCUGGUACCGCUGGCUUGACCGCCUGCUGCCCGCCCCCACCGCCUCCAACUUCGCCCUCAAGGUGGUAGCGAAUCAGGUGGUGGUGGGGCCGAGUGUGCUGCUGGUGGUGUUCGCAUGGAACAUGGCGUGGAUGGGUCGGGCCAGGGAUAUCCCAGACAAGUACCGUCGAGACUUCUUCCCCUCGCUCAUCAAGGGCUACAAGUUCUGGAUACCUGCCACCUGCCUCAACUUCGCAGUGGUGCCAUUAGAGGCACGGGUGGCCUUCAUGUCAUGCUGUGCCAUCUUCUGGAACUUCCACCUCUCCUCUUCACUUGGCACGGAGGCACCUCGCCCCGCACCGCAACGCACAUCUCGUCCUGCUGCGCCUCUCUCUGCUCCUGCUUCAUCUCCUGAUUAUUCUCCUGCCGCCACGGCUUCUGCUGGUUAUCAAGUGUUGGCUGCACCUUCUGUGUAG